GUGAGUUGCAACAGACGGGUUCUGCCUUUUUUUCAUGGUAAAGUAAACAUAAUAUAUGACGCCAUCAGUCAUUGGCGGAAAUGGCCGGCUGAGAAAGUUGCCAAACGUCAUCAAGACGAGCGCCAACGAUUUUUGAUACAUGAACAAAGAUACUUUCAGCUUGUGUGAAAAGAUUGUCUCACCCUCCUACAUCCGUCAAGGUUGUCAGGCCCGACGUGGUCAUGAGCAACUCAUAAGACAGUUUUUGGAGCAGAGGAAAUGUCCUGAAGAUGGUUGGGAGGAGAGCACCAUUGAGCUCUUUCUCAGUGAACUGGCAAUGAUGGACAGCAACAAUUUCCUUGGCAACUGUGGUGUUGGGGAAAGAGAAGGUCGUGUCACAUCCAGUCUGGUGGCCAGACGACAUUACAGGUUCAUCCAUGGCAUUGGCCGAUCAGGGGACAUCGCUGCAGUUCAGCCCAAAGCUGCUGGGUCGAGUUUGCUAAACAAAUUGACCAACUCAUUGGUGCUGGAUGUCAUAAAAAUAUCAGGUGCCCGCAGUGUGGCAAGUUGUUUUGUGGUACCUAUGGCUACAGGGAUGAGUCUGACGCUUUGCUUUUUGACUCUUCGCCUUCUGAGACCUAAUGCUCGUUACAUCAUCUGGCCUCGCAUUGACCAGAAGUCCUGCUUCAAAGCGAUGAUCACUGCAGGUUUUGAGCCAGUAGUUGUGGAAAAUGUUCUGGUUGGUGAUGAACUCCGAACAGAUCUAGAUGAGGUGGAAAAGAAAAUCUUGAUUCUGGGGCCACAAAACAUCUUAUGUGUCCACUCUACAACAUCCUGCUUCGCCCCGCGGACCCCAGACAGGAUUGAGGAACUAGCUGAACUGUGUGCUAAAUAUGACCUCCCUCACAUUGUGAACAACGCUUAUGGACUCCAGUCAUCUAAGUGCAUGCAUCUCAUCCAGCAUGACCACAGAAGACGGAGAAUUUCCCAUAAUAAACAUUUUUGUCCAACUAAUUUUUGGCAUUUAGACACGAGUUUUUCUAAUUCUUUCCAUGUUUUUCCAAAGGGCCAUCAAGUGGGAAGAGUUGAUGCUUUUGUACAAAGCUUGGACAAAAACUUUUUGGUUCCAGUAGGUGGCGCCAUAAUAGCAGGCUUUGAUGAGUCCUUCAUUCAACGGAUAAGUGAAAUGUAUCCUGGUCGAGCCUCUGCAUCUCCGUCCCUUGAUGUCCUCAUUACCCUCCUCACACUUGGGGCCAGUGGUUACAAGAAGCUGAUGGCAGAAAGAAAGGAGAUGUACUCUGUCCUGUUUGAUGAGCUCAAGAUACUGGCCUCCGCACAUGGUGAAAGACUGCUCCACACCCCACACAAUCCCAUCUCUCUGGCCAUGUCUUUGGAAAGUUUGCAUGAGGGCUGCAACUCUGCUGUGGGUGAGCUCGGCUCCAUGCUAUUCACGCGCCAAGUUUCGGGAGCAAGAGCUGUACCACUGGGGAAGAAGCAAACCAUCAACGGACACACGUUUCAUGGCUUCAUGAGUCAUUAUGAUUCUUAUCCAUGUCCAUACCUCAAUGCUGCCUCAGCCAUGGGCAUUUCUCGCCAAGAUGUGACACUUUUUAUCAAAAGGCUCGACAAGUGUCUGAAAAUUCUGAAAAAACGAGUGGAAAUGGAUGGAAAUACUUCCCAGCCGUCUGUUCCUUCCCAGGAUGAGGAAGCAGCACAAGGCAUGUAAUGCUUGAUGGUCUUCACGAAUUUCUCCAACUUCAAAUCAAGGUGGCUAUUCAAGAGAGCAAAGCAGUUUGCCAUCACAUCACUGGAGACCUCGAACUGCUGUAUUGCCACCCAUGUUUUGGUAACAUUUUAAAAUUUGGACAAUGGAAUCAUGUGACUGCAAUGGAAAAAAAAAAAAAGAAAACUUGAUGAUCAAAUACAA
Molecule: messenger RNA, 1906 nt
Organism: Synchiropus splendidus (mandarinfish)
Lineage: Eukaryota; Metazoa; Chordata; Actinopteri; Syngnathiformes; Callionymidae
Gene: sepsecs
Product: Sep (O-phosphoserine) tRNA:Sec (selenocysteine) tRNA synthase
Exons: 12
Coding region: 140-1705 (521 amino acids)
Biological process (GO): conversion of seryl-tRNAsec to selenocys-tRNAsec; selenocysteine incorporation
Molecular function (GO): tRNA binding; O-phosphoseryl-tRNA(Sec) selenium transferase activity
Source: RefSeq, a predicted model, not a curated record